Molecule: messenger RNA, 2207 nt
Organism: Xiphophorus couchianus (Monterrey platyfish)
Lineage: Eukaryota; Metazoa; Chordata; Actinopteri; Cyprinodontiformes; Poeciliidae
Product: E3 ubiquitin-protein ligase TRIM63-like
Exons: 10
Coding region: 109-1323 (404 amino acids)
Biological process (GO): regulation of microtubule cytoskeleton organization
Cellular component (GO): cytoplasm
Molecular function (GO): zinc ion binding
Source: RefSeq, a predicted model, not a curated record
GGACUCGUCCUCUCUCUGGAACUCGUCUCUGGGACUCGUCCUCUCUCUGGGACUCGUCUCUGGGACUCGUCCUCUCUCUGGGACCCGUCUCUGGGACUCGUCCCCGUCAUGGACGGUCUGGAGAAGCAGCUGGUUUGUCCCAUCUGUCUGGAGAUGUUCUCCAAGCCGGUGGUCAUCCUGCCAUGUCAGCACAACCUGUGCAGGAAAUGCGCCAACGACGUGUUCCAGGCAUCCAAUCCCUACCUGUCCAGCAGGACCGGCGCCACGGUGACGUCAGGCGGACGGUUCCGCUGCCCGUCCUGUAGACACGAGGUGGUUCUGGACCGGCACGGCGUCUACGGGCUGCAGAGGAACCUGCUGGUGGAGAACAUCAUCGACAUGUACAAGCAGGGCAGCACCAGUAAACCAGAACCAGAGAAGAAGCAGGAGCCGAUGUGUGAGGAGCAUCCUGACGAGAAGAUCAACAUUUACUGCAUCACCUGCAGCGCCCCCACCUGUUCACUCUGCAAAGUGUUCGGACAACACAAAGACUGCCAGGUGGCGCCGCUGAGCCACGUCUUCGCCAGUCAGAAGGCUGAACUCACUGACUGCGUCUCCUUGCUGGUCGGGAACAACGAGCGGAUCCAGGCCAUCGUCAGCCAGCUGGAUGAAACCUGCAGAGCUGUGGACGAGAACGGCCGGCGGCAGAAGUCCAGGGUUUGCGAGACAUUCGACCGCCUGUUUGCGCUGCUGGAGGAGAAGAAAGGCGAGAUGACGGUCAGCAUCAGCUGCGAGCAGGAGGAGAAGCUGGACUACAUCCGCAGUCUGAACAGGAAGUACAGCGAGCACCUGGAGGAGACCGCCAAACUGCUGGAGACCGCCAUCCAGACCAUGGACGAGCCUGAGAUGGCGGUUUUCCUCCAGUCGGCCAAGCCUCUGCUGCAAAAGCUGCUGCAGUCCACGGACACAUCCCACCUGGACAAUGUCCAGCCUGGUUAUGAGAAUAUGGACCACUUCACCGUAAACUUUGACCCCCAGAGGAAGGCACUGGCGGACGUUGACUUCAUCAAACUUGAUGAUGAUGAAAGCGAAGAUGAGGUGGAAGCUAGAGGACAGCCGCACGUCGCACCCGCAGCAGCCAAUCAGCAGCCUUCACUGGCUCCUCCCCAAGCCCCGCCCCUUCACACUAAGAACCCCGCCCCCUCAUCGUCAGCCCCGCAGCCCCCGCCCCCUACCCCUCUCCCCACGACUAGCUCCGCCCCUCAGUCCGAUCACCAGAGCGAGUCGGAGGACAAAGACGGACCCAAACACGUCUUCUCUUUCAGCUGGCUCAACCAGAAGUAAGAGAUCUGGGUCCUGGAGGACCUGGAGAUCCUGGAGAUCCUGGAGAUCCUGGGGCUUCAUGCAUAAAGCGUGCGCACAAUAAAUGUGUGGCGCCGUAUUUUACACACAAGUCAGAAUGUAUAAAAAUUAACUUUGGGUCAAAUAUACGCUCACAUUUACCCUGGUGUGAAAAUGUGCUGCAGCCACACAGUAGCAAUAAUUUAUUAUUGUUUCUGUGGACAAUAAUAAACUACAAAGAGUCAAAACUCACUAAAUCCACUGAAAUCUGACGACAUCCAGUUAUUUAGACCAAGAAGCAUCAAACCAGAUGAUUGUCAUGAUUUUAAUAUUUGAUUGUUUAAAUGAAGAAUCUGAACCACAUUUAUCCUCAGACAAUAAGCUAACACACACAAAAUAUAAAAAAUAAAAAGACGUGAAAACUUCACUUGAAUACUUUUAAAGUUUGUCUCAUAAAGAUGUAACACAUCGUCUAAAUGCAUCUAUGGGUCAUUUCCUUCUGACUGAAAAAGAAAACAGAGUUGAUCAGCAGAUUAACUCCAAACAGGUUGGAUUAUUUGAGGUGAUCAAGGUGUGAAGACGAUCACACCUGUGUGCUGAGCCACAACGUAACUGAGGAGUUCUGGCUCUGAUGGAGAAGAUCGCCAGUGGAAGGAUUCACAGGGAGCCAUUGAUCAGAGAUCAUAUUGAUCUGAUGGUUUAUUAGCGUUUAGAUUAAUUCAUCCUGGACUCUGAGCAGAACUUAAAAGAAGGAACCGGUACCGGUCCAGCUGCAGUCAUCCUUUGUGAAUGCGCCUUAUGGACAGAAAUCAUCUCGACUCUGUAAAUGUAACGUUUGCUGAUGAUUCCUGGAUUUAGAAUAAACGUCCACAUUCCCAGUCAAAGAC